CAAGCCAUCAUUUGCACCUCCUGACAGAGUCCGUGGUUCCUUCACAUUCUCCCUGCAGUUGGAACGAGGUGACUCACAGCUUUGCCGUUCUUUGCUGGGUAACUUUCCUCUCCCUGACUCAAGGAACCAUUAUUCUCAGUUAAUUUCGUCCAGCCCUGGCAAUACUGCCCAUCUGGGCAAAAGUCCAUGAUGAUUCCAGACAAGACACUGUUGCAUGCAGGAGCUGCAUGUCCUGGACUUGCCGGUGAUCUGCAGGAGGGGGGUGGGUGGCGGGCGAUUGGCCUGCUGGAGGCCGUGGUGGUUGCAGACACACCCUGCUGGCUCGCUGACACCAAGGGCUUUGGGCAGUGCUUACCGUUCAUGCAGACUGGCAAAGUGGCCCAUUUGGAGGCCUGCCCUGUGUCAGACUUCCCUGUUGAGGAUGAAGUUUAUUCAUGGCUUCCAGAGUUGGGUUUGUUUCCCAGUAAUUUUUAAAAUGAGGCCACUUCAGUGAUCUCCUCUGGCUAAGUGAACGGAAGUGGAAGGUCAGGGGAACGGUGUCUGAAACAUCUGGCCCACCCUGAGUGCCCAUCCUCUGUCCUCCUAGGCUGAGGAGCCAGCAUGUGGUCCAUCCCUGCACAUUCUGCCCUCCCUCCUUCCCGUGUCCUCUCUAACUCCACUUAGGAUUCUGCCUUCCUUUUUUCAGGCACUUUCUGACUUGGGUCACUGGGCCUUUCUCUCUCCCACCUUCCAUGGCCAGUUGUUCAACCCCCUCAACCACAGUGGCACCUAACACUGGGCUACCCUCUUCAACAUCCCUGCUUCUAAGGUGCACAUGCACUGUUUCUGACUCCCCUGGGUGUCCUCAUGCCUUGGUUGUUCCCGCCCUGUUCAGCAGGUUUGCAAGGCCGCUAAGGGUAGAGCCCCGAGCCAAGCAGAAAAACCACGUACAUUGCUCCCCAAGAAGCCAGUCACAGUGUCCGUACCUAACUAACAUGACAAAUUGUUAAACACAAAAUCUUUCAGGAAUGGAGGAAGUGCUCAGGGUACAAAAAUUAAUAAACUCAUUCAGUUCACAGAACAGUCCCAAGAAAGCCAUAUUCAUGAUCAAAACAUAAGUCUCAGAACGAUAACUUGCCAGCGAGGAAGGACUAUAUUCGUAUCCUACGGGCCCUGUCUUAGGACCUGGACCUGCAACAGAAAGGGGAGGCAGCCCUGUCAGCCUUGCAUCCCCUCAGUGUAGCUUCUGCCUCUUGGCUAGCCCAGGUAUAGCCCCGUUCCUUGAGGGUAUUCUAAGAAGUUCUUGGGGCUGUAGUAGGGCUGCGGCAUUUGGAAAACUAGAUUUUAGAUUCCCCUCUCUACUGGCUUGGGGACUUGAUGGGAAAGUUACCCACAAUGAGGUCGUAGGAGCACUGCCCUAGCUAGCAGCUCUGGCAAUGGGCAGUGGGUUCAUUUCUCUAAGACCCAAGUUCAGAGAGUACUGUGUUCAGUCAACAAACUGCUCUCUGAGCUGUGUGAAGUCCUUGUUUUCCCAAAGCACAGUUGUCGGGAAAGGCCAGAAUUGUCAGUCACAUGUAAGCUUUUGGAUGGGUUUUCUAGGCUGAACCGUGCACAAUCAGAUACUUUCUUUUCUUAAGAGACACUUUUGUAGGCCUCUGAGGCAGCGUGUGGGCUGCUACUGUUAGAGGGGCCCUCUACAGAGGGAAGAUACCACAGUCUCUGCACGAGGGACCACUUAAUUGCUUCCUGCCUCAUAGCCUCAGACGUACAGGAAUUGGUUGGUUCCUCAGCUCUGACAAGUGCUGCGUCAAGAGUGUGCAUGACUGCGGCUGGGCCCUUGUUCCAGCAUUAUGUCUCUCUGUGUCCUGGAGGACCAUGGGCACCGCGUUGUUAGCCCAGAACUUUGGGAAUCCCCCACCUCCCCAUCAUGAUCUGAGUUGAGGUGCUUGUGUUGACUAUACCCGGGGUGGGUGGGGAGCAGCAAGCUUUUGAACUGAGCCUAUGUGUGGAGUGUGAAAGAAGUUUCCUUCAUCCUCAAAGGCAUGCAAAAGGGAUCUCCCUUCGGUCAUUUAUUGUUGGUGUCCCAAGGAGCCUCUGGAAAAUGUCAAGUGAGCGUUAUAAAACUGGGGCUAGGGAUAAGAGAAAUGGCGUAGGAAUUAAGAGCAUUUGUUGCUCCUCCAGAGGACCCAGUUUUGGUUCCCAGCACCCACAUAGUAGCUCACAACCAUUUGUGACUCCAGUACUCUCUCUUGGUAUCUGUGGACACUAGCAAGCAAAUUACCCAUACAUACAUACAUACAUACAUACAUACAUACAUACAUACAUACAUAAUAAAUCUCUCUUAAAAAGGCAGAAUCCUGGGAGAUUUAGGGGAUUUGUUAAGGAAUGCCUGUGGGGGCUGCUGGUUUUAGAGUGAGAGGCCAGACACCGCCACUCCCUGCAGAGCUCAGAGAAUUAUUUCUUCAUUUGGCUUUCUUCUGUCUUCUGUACCUCAUAACCCAGCAGGGCUUCAAAAACAUAGCUUAAUGACUACCAAACUAAAUUAUCACCUUGGACCAUCCUUUUUGUCCCCUCAAACUUUUAAGUUUCAUCCUUUUUAACAUAAGUAGAAGCUAUCUAAAUGGUGCAAAGUGAAAAGUGUGUUUUCUGUUACCCAAAGACUGUUAAGGAUCCUCCCAGAAAGUGUCUUUUGAUCUUCAUCCAAAUGAGAGUCUUUUUUUCUUUUUCUUCAGCUUUCCGUGGUUCUUUUUAUGUAAUGUAUUGCGUAUGGAUCAGGCGCGCUCGCUUGGUCAAGCCACACAAGUAAGUGGAUGCUGUUCUCCAGGGGAUUGUGUUUGCAGUCCCAGGUAACAGGAAACCUCCUCAACCAACCUGAACAAAGGGUGGAUGGAGGGUUUUGGCUUCUGAAACUGCAAAGUUCAGAGGCAGCGUGAGUUUUAGGGUUGGUGUGAUCCAAGUGGUUCAGUGAGGUCAGCAGGAUAUGGUUUCCUUUUCACUGUCUGCCACAGUGUCUUCAUCAUCAGAGACUGCCUCUAGCCUCCGUGAUGGGGCAUCAUGGUGGUGAGGUCAAGGAGGGAGGGUCAUCCUGCCCCCAUGUCGGCUCAUCUUCAUGCACAUGAUAGGGUGCUGGGAAUGCUGCGAACUUACCUUUAUCCUCCCGUGGUUUUGCUCUUAUGGUGUUUGUUUGAACACACACACACACACACACACACACACACACACACACACACACACGGCCCUGCACUAUGGGCUGGGGAAAUGGUGCUGUGAGUAAAGGGGCUUUUUGGAUAGGUGUGGAGGACCUGCAUUUGCAUGAAUGUCUGCCAUCCCGCUGUCCCGACCAAGACGGGCAAGGUAUAGCCAGGAAAAUCCCAGGCAGUUUGAGAGUCAGCUAGUCUGGCCUAUUCAGUAGAAGAAGAACAAAGACCUUCUCUCAAGGUGGAAGGGGAGGACCAGCACCAGAGGUUGCGUCUGGCCUUCAUACAUGGUAUGUGCCAUGCCCAAAUGCCCAGUCACACACAAGAAUGUGCCCACGUUGUACCUGGACAUACAUACCCCACGGAGGGAACAAACAAAAGCUGCAGUACUUGUGUUCAGAUCCCUUAAGAAGAUUUAGAUGUUUGAUGGUUUAUUCCCCUAAAGAGGAUUCUCCAGGAAGGUGGGCCCAUGUUAGUGCACUGUAGGGGCUGGUUGUAACAGGCCAGGCCAUAGCUUACUGUUGGUGUGUGGAUGAAUGCCCCCAGCUCCCACAGUUCUUGUGAUAAUGGGAAUGGUAGCCCUUUCCCUUGUGGUGAUGUGUUUAACAUUUAACACAGGGAUGUUUACCUGAAGCUGCAUCCCCACCAGCUUAGCCACCCAUGCCACACAGAGUUCUGAGGUAAGCAGAAACGGUUAACGUCUCUCUUGCUUUAGGAAUGAGUCUUUGCAGUUUGCUGGGAGCCUCAGUAGGACUUUGGAGCUCACGAUCUGUUUGCUCUAAGAGUAGUGUGUGGGGUGGGACACACUCAUUCUUACUGUAGUAUAUAGCUCCUGCCAGAAGCCUUCACAAGUAAAGAAGUUGCAUCUGAAUCUACAAAACUCUUCCCCCCACCCCACCCCCACCCGGGACGGGGGCGGGUGUUGGAGCCUAGGACUAAUAAGACACCUAGAGGAGCUCAGAGUAGAAGAAAGAGCUGAAAUGGUGAACUUGUGGUCAGCCUGCUGCAAGUAUGUUCUGAAAACUGGGUCAUGGUUGUAUGGCUGAGAGACCCCAUCUCCUUCCCCUCCUGGCAGGGAGACAGGCUCUGGGAAGUGUUGGGGUUUCCAGGAGGAGUUUGCACGCUCCUCACCUCCAGUGGGAAAGUGUAUCCUUCCCACCUCCCAUGAAUAACCAGGCUCCCUGUGAAACCAGAGCAUGAUGGCUUCUGUGUGCUUUCCUGGGUACCAGGAAAAUCUGGAAAAACUUGGGAGUCAGGAAAAGUCGAGUCAGAUGUACCAGUUGUUUUUCUGUUUUCCUAGAAGCAAUGGGCAUGUACAGCCUUUCUCCCCUGUGACCCCAGCUCAGCUUCAUUGCUGGGCCUGCAUCCUCCUCUUCCUCACCCUUCCUGACCAGCCCUGGCCUUGUGCCCUUGUAAAGAUGCCGGGUAAUAAGUUUAUGCGUUUUCCCCUUAGGCCUAAACAGUCAUCACCUCUCAGCAAGACGAAUCAUUGUGAUGCUAUCUCCUUUUAGAUUUGUUUUUCUUUCAAAGUCAGCACAGCUGUGGGCCAUAUGGAAGCAUUGGAGUGGCCUUUCACAGGGACCUAGCACCCGGUCCCUGGUCCCUGAAGGUGCAUGAGGAAGCAUGGACCCCUUUCUAGGACCAUAGGAAUCAACAGCUCUAUCUGGCCAGAUCAAGUGAGAUUUAGAUCACUUGGACGCCGAGAAGGAAGUGCUUUUCCCAUAGUUGUCAAGCCAGCUGGUCUGCAAGUUACCCCCAGCUAUUGGAAUGCUUCACUCAUGCCCAUCAGGACACUUGAACAUCCUUCUCCCUGACCCUCCUGUGCUGCUCCUGCAGUAGACUCUGCGUCACCCGUGUUGGAAUCUCUUUUUGAACACAGCUGCAUUUUGAGGUUUGUUUACCUUCUUUCUCUGUAGAUGAGAAAACUUCCUGGCAGCUGCCAACACUUGAGGACUUUGGUAGAACAGUAUAGAAUCUGUAGUGAAUGUUCAAAGGAUCUCAGAUGUAGGGGUUCCCAGCCCUGGCUGGUGAAUCCUCUUCCUUCCCUGCAGCGCAAAGGCGUGCAUUUUAAAGUAUGUUUUUAUUCUUUGAUAGUUUUAUACAAUGUGCUUUGUCCAUAUCCUCCCCCACUCCUCCUGACUCCUCCCAGAUCCCCUCCCCACUUUUUCUAACCCACAAAGUCCACUUUGUGCUGCUUGUGAGUGAGGGGUCACUCCAGUGGACGGUAAUCUAUCUAGCGGGAGCGAAACACUCAAUGAAAGCUGACUCUGGAGGGAAGAAGCCAUUAGCUGUGACUAGUGCUUCAGUAAGGGGCGGUGCUUAUGAACUCCUCCCACCAUGCUCGAGUGUUGAUUGGCUGGAUUUUUGUCCAUCUUGGGUACAGGCAACUACAACUGCUUUGCGUUCACAAUGCUCUAUCAUGUCCAAAAGACACCGUUUCUCUCCAGUCCUUCCUGAUCUCUGGCUCUCAGUCUUUAUGUCCCCCUCUUUUAUGAUUGUCUCUGAGUUUUGAGGGAGCAGAUGGAGGAGGGCACCAACGCGAGUUUCAUUUUAUGUGAGAGAAAGCGGAACUUGUGGAUGCCACGAAGCUGGGAGGUGUUAUAGAAGUCAUCCUGAUUUACAGCCAGGAUUUCCUUUCCCAGGACUGCUCUCCCUCCCCAUUGGUGCUCAUAGAACACAAUCAGAGGUCAAAGGGCAUCACCAGGCAAUGCAAGGGAGGCGUUGGCACUGCAUAAAGUCAGUGAAGGUCAGAAAGCGAGUGCCCUGUCCUUGGCGAAGCGGGAAGAAGUGCUAUAAUUUCAACCCUGGGAAUUGAGACAGUGAUUCUCACAUGCGAUCCCCAUACCAGUAGCUUCCGUAUCUCUCUGUAGCUUGUAAAACAAACAAAAACAGAUUCAAUGGUCCACCAGGUUUAUGGAGUCAACUCUGGCGGAGCUCAGGUUUCAGGUAACCCACACAGUAGUUUGAAAGCUGUCAUACAUGAACUGAGGGAGAAGAUUAAUCACUAACCACCUCCAAAAUCUGAGUGGAUUUGGAAAAGGUUAGUUUACUUUUUACUGUUUUCUCAGGCCCUGGGGACUACUGGAGGAUAUAGGCUUGUGCUUGCUCUGCUUUGCCAUCUAUCAAAGGACCUGGGCUCCUUCUAUAUUGUGGCUCCACUUCCUACUUCUCCUUGUGGCUGGUUAGGAACAGAGUGAGGAGUUUAGAGGGGUCGGGCUCACCUAUGCCAUGCAGAACGUUCACCUUUGGGGGCUGGCUGAAGUUUGGCUGUGUGCACAAAAGGGAGUGGAAAUAGGCAGACAUUGGAUGCGGAUGGUCUGCGCUCAGUCCUGUGGUUCAAGGAAGUGAAGAAGUAGCUCUCCCAAGUCCCUUGGUAGGGAACCCGAGGCCUAAGCUGUUGGGGCAGGUUUAUCUUAAUGUAGCCUCUGAUCCAGCCUGGAGGCCAUGAGUAGCUGCCUCAGCCGUAGAUCUGGGCUGUGGACUGUGUCCAGUUGGGACAGGUGGGUCACUGUCUGCAGAGGUGACUGUGAGACGUACAGCACAAUCACAGCUACAAGAGCCUGGAAAGGUUAUCCAGCAGAGGACAAGAGUCGGAAAAGGGACGGGGUGGGGAGGUGACCUAGCCCGGAAGGGUUAGACUGCCUGUAACUCUCAGCCGUUCUGAGGCAAGAGCACAGCUUGUCCCUUCCGGCCAGGAGAGCCUUUGUCCUCUGGGCUCUGAAUUGUGAAUGUGAAUCUUUUGUAGCUAAAAGAGCAGUAGGCGUGACCAGAGUACUGCUUGUUCUUUAUUGAGUGCCCAGGACACUGUGAUGUGGUCUGUGGGAUAGCCUGCUGGCUACCUGGGGCUGCCGACAUCUCUCAGACUGCUGCUUCAGGGCCUCAGCUGAGUGGAAAUGGGAUGGACUAGUGGCUUCUGAUGAGCAGGAUUGGGGCUCCAGGAAUGGUCUGUGGACUGUGGAUGCAGGCCAGUGGUGGCCAUUUCUACUAGGUGUCAGGUAGAAAGGUGACAGCCAGCUCAGUGGUACUUCUACAUCGAGGACCCAGGGCUUUCUACUCCAUGAGCUGGUGCAGGCAUAAAGGAUCACCUAUGAGCAGACAAUGCACUUUUUCCUCUAGAAUGAUCUUUCCCACUGUUUCUGGCUACCCGCAAUGAGGCAAAGGAAAAGGAACUGAAUUACUGCUUAUCUUCGGUUGGGUGACUGAAUUCCGGGUUCUAGGAGGAUUUCCUGUGAGAAAGGGCACCAGGAAAGGGCCUCAGUUCCUGGUCUUUUAUGUCAUUUCCUGACCUUUAUAGAAUCCAUGACAAGAUAGUUGGGUCUCUGAAUUCCAGCUAUGUUGGAGAACUGGGGUCAGGACAUUUGGUUGCCUAGGCCUAAUUCCUGCUUAAACAAAAAGUGGUUUACAGGCUUCCUAUGUAGGGAAGAAUAGUGGGAAGUAGGAAGUUAGGGGGCCAAUGAGGGUCUUAAUGUUGCCAAGGCAACAAGCCACUCUUUGCUACUGCAUAGCAUUCUUUCUUGCCCUGCAAGGAAUUUUGAAGGCCAUCAGCCACAGUUGGGAACAAACAAACAAACAAACAAACAAACCAAAAACAAACGGACAAUCCAUCCAACUUUCCCUAAUGUUUAUGGAUGAGUCUGAACAGAGUGUUUGACCACCUACCACACGAGACUUUCUUUUCACGGGAGGACUACGUGGGGCUUGCUCAGCAGAGAAAAUUGGUCAACUUAGCCCACACCUACUUAUUUUGGUUUAGUGUAUAUGAAGGAGCCAGGCCCUCCAAAGUGCAUCAGAAGAACCAAACUCAUGAGGUAACAGUGUGUGCCUGGCUGACCAUAUCCAUCCAGUUAAUGAGGACAAAAGCGACUUGACAGCUUACUUGUAUAUGGACUUACCUUAUAUAGGAAACGGAGUUACGAAAGAGGACUGCCUGGGAGGCGCAUGCCUGUGUGUGUGUGUGUGUGUGUGUGUGUGUGUGUGUGUGUGCGUGUGUGCCUGUCUGUCUGUCUGUCUGUGUGUAGCACGUGCAACCUACAAAAUUUGCCUGUGAAAGUGAAAGGACAACUCUGGGAAUUGGCUCUCUCCUUCCCCAUAUGGGUCCUGGGAUUGCACUCAGGUUGUUAGGGCUGGGGACAAAGCCUUUACACACUGAGCCAUCACCCUACCCCCAACACACUCCUCAUUUUACAAGACAGUGUUCCACUGGCCUGGAGCUUACCAAAUAAGCUAGGCCGGCUGGUCACUCUCAAGGGUCUGCCGGUCUCUGUCUCCCCAGAACUGGAAUUACAAGUGUAUAUGCCAUCACAUCUUCAUUUAAAAAAAAACAACAACAAAAAAAUGUAGAUUCUGAAGUGAAGAACUCAAGUCCUCAUGUUUCCAGGCAAACACUUUACUGACCGUUCCAUCUCUCCAGGCCAACACUGGGUCAUUGCUGAUGAUGACUGUGGCACAUCCCUAGGCCACCUUAAAUAGGUAUCCUGUCAUCAAAGAUAUCUACUUUGCUUAUCCACUCACACAGGUUAAAUAUGUUCCCAGCAUUUUGUGUUUUAUGCAUGGUUUCCAUGGAGGGCAGGAUGUGCUUUUCACAUAGGGCGUUCUAAGUAUUUACUGCACAUAUACACGUGCAGGGACACUGAUGGCUUUCUUGCCUCCCCCAGUGGAGACAAGGCCUUUUCUGUAACCUAGGCUGGUUCUUAAGCCUUUGGUCGUCCACUUCAGCCUCCUGAGUGCUGGCGUUAUAGUCCUGUGUCCUGGUGCCUGUCUUAUGUUAUUGUUACUAUGUUUAGUGCUAAUGGGAUGGAAAUUGCCGUUGUCUUUCACAGAGCUGUCGGACUGUGCUACUGAGAUCUGAAGUGUGCUCUUGGGAGUAGCUUCCUCAAGGCACAUUGGACCAGGGCAGGUGGACGGUAUGCAAGCAGGACUGUGCUGCCACUGACCUUGCAGUAGUUGCUCUCAUGGGCUUGCACGCAGCUAGGAUGAUGGAGUCUUCUAGCGACUCGUCGGGGACAUACGUUCAGGGAUGACUGAGAAGCCAGGGCAAGUAACUUCUGCAGAGCCACUCAUUCAUUUACUGAAGCCUAUCUUCCCUUGACUACAGGACAACCGGACUCCAUGGCAUUUGCUCAAGCUCUGGUCAACUCUACCUAGACAUUUCUUUCCUCAUCCUCCACCCCCUUGUUUUGAGUCAGGAUCUCAUGUAGUCCAGGCCAUUCUCAAACUUGCCAAAAGCUGACUCUGACUCUGAGACCUUGAUCUUCCUACCACCAUUGCUUACGUUCUGAGAUUAGAAGUGUGCACCGCACCAUUCCUGGUUUACAGGAUGCUGAGUAUCAAACCCAGGUUUUUGUGCCUGUUAAGAAAUUACAACAGAACUGUCUCUCCAGUCUUUCCUUCUUUUUCUAUAGAUGUUUAUCCAGGACUACUCAGCAGUGUUCUUUCCACACUGUGAAGCCGACGAAAACACCCGCUGUUGGUUGCUUAUUAUCUAGCAGGGAGACAGACAAAAAUACAGCAACAAAUCAAUAAGUAAAAUAGUGGUUUACAAAGUUAAAUGCUAAGGAAAAGCCAGAGCAGAAAGCAGAGGAAGUGAGUAGGGCACAGGGUAGUGAACAAAUCGAGCUGGUCGGAGAAGGUGGAACCAUGCUAGAGCCAGUACAGCGGAAAGCCCUGGGUUUGAUUUCCAGCUUUGCAAAAGAAAAGGAUACGUGAGAACGAAGAUUGGGAUUUGCUGAGGAGCCAAGUAAUGAUUGGCUCAGGAUAAGGCCAAUAGGCUGCGGCCAGUGAGACUGGUGGGAGGGAUCAUCAGUGGAGAUCACCGGGGAUCUUGAGGACCCUUUGAGGACUUGGGUUUAGACUUUGGUAACUGGGUUUUGCUCAGAAAACUAACAUGCAUUGACUUAAGUUUUAAAAGUGGAGUUGGAGAUGUGCUUAAGCCCUGAUUUCAACCCCCAACACAAGUUUCACAAAACGGUGUGGUGACACCUAGCAGGAAACCCAGCACUUGCAAAGGUGAAAACCAGGACCCCCUCAACUACAUAGCUAGUUCUAGGCCAGUAUGAGGCGGUAUGAAGGGGCAUCUCCCUGCAAACUUCUUCCAGUGCCUUCUCCUUAACACUCCCUCUCAGAAACUCUCAAAGCUUUUCUCCAGCUCAGAAACCCAGGUGUCCUCUUGACUUCCCCAGGGUAGGGAAGCCUGGCUUUACCUUCAGGACUCUUUCUAGUAGCCUCAUGGGGACUGAUUUCCAGGCAUGGUGUUUGUAGAGCACAUUUUAGGAAUUUUGAAAUACAUUUGGCUUUAAUCAUAUGUGUUAUGCAAGGCUAUCUAAUUUAUUGUAUAGCAUCCAACCCCUACUCUCUAAGAAGAAACCAGGUAGUUGGGUUAAACAUUUAGGUGUGCAAUUUUCUGUAUGCUUCCCUUUGUUUACACAGAAAUAAUUAAACAAUUCCUCUCAUCAUUUCUGCCCUCUCUCAAGCCUACUUCCUAGGAGUUCAAACACAUUUUUAAAACAAAUAGCACUGUGGACAUAUCCCUCGUUUUUUUCUUUUUUCUUCUUCUUCUUUUUUUUUUUUUUUUUUUUUUGCCUUUUCACUUUAUCUGCCCUGGGUGUUUCCCCUCCUCCAGACAAAGAAAGUCAUCGUUCUUUGGGACAAGAAUAAUGUUUCCCAGCUUACGGACAUCCAGGUAGUUUCCAGAAACUUGCACAACAGACUUGUCCCGCAAGAAAUGGCGUCAGCUUGCAACAGGCACCACCUCGGCCAAUGAAAAAUAAAACCAAAACGUAACCUAUCUGAAGAUGGUGCUGUGGUCCAGUCCUUCUGCUUGCACCUGUCGUGCAUAGCCAGGAUUGUGGUCCAGUGCUGCCGGAAGGGGGCGCACCAAGCUGGACGCAGCCUGAGGAAUGCGUGGAUGAGGGCGCCAAUGGCGCCCAGUGUGGCGGAACCACCCCCUUAUUGUUCCAGAAACCCAAUACAGCCCUUUGGCUGGGUCAGGUCCACGGAUUUGGUGUCAAUUGGCCUCCUGCCCCACUGACCUGGGAGCACCCCUCCCCCGCAGAGAGAGCCUCGGUAGCCCUUGGAGGAGUCAUUCUUUCUAUUCUUUUACAAAUCCCAGGACACCACUACUUUCAAAGGGCUGGAACCCUGAACAGCUGGCCUAUUCCUUCACUUUUGAUAGUGUUCUCUCUGCCUUUUAUCCUCUUCUUCUAAGAAUCUGGGGACACAGAAAGAGGCUAGAUGCCCUUCCUGCUUUCGGUUAACCUGUGUUCCCAAUUUGCUUCCCUUUGCUAUGAUAAAACGCUGAUCGAAAUCAGCUUGAGAGGGGGAAAGGUUUAUUUCAUUUUAUAGCAUACACUGUAUCACCAAGGGAAGCCAAGGCCAGGACUGAAGCUGAAAUCACCAGGAAGGCUGCUUCUCGGUUUUCUUCCUCGUGUUUGCUCAGCUACCUUUCUUCCACAGAUCCGGUCUGCCCGCCUACGCAUGGCACAGUGGGUCGGGUCCUCCCACAGCAAUCAGCAGUAAGCUCUUAGACUUGUCUGACUGAGACAAUUCAUCGAUCGAGGUUUCCCCUUCCUAGGUGACUCUGGCUUGUGUCAAGUUGAUAAAAAUUAACCAGUACGCAUGGCGAGAAAGACAAAAAUAAUCAAAUCAGAGGCAAGGAGUAAGCUGGGGAAGAAUGGCUGGCCGCGCACUGAGGGGAGCCAGAGCUCUAAUGGCGGUAGUCAGUAGAGAUUGUUUUUGUGUGUGUGUGUGUGUGUGUGUGUGUGUGUGUGUGUGUGUGUGUGUGUGUGUGUACACGCGCGCAUGUGUGUGUAUAGCAUGUACGUGUGUGCCAGUGUGAGUGUGGAAGUAAGUAGCUUUCUUUUUUUUUUUCUUUUUGUUUCUUUUUUCCGGAGCUGGGGACCGAACCCAGGGCCUUGCGCUUCCUAGGCAAGCGCUCUACCACUGAGCUAAAUCCCCAACGUCAGUGUCAGUAGAGAUUGUGAAAAGUAGGAAGGAUCCAGGUCACAGUCACUGUUCUGUCUCAGUAGGAGUUCCUGUGCGCCAGCUCUGAGUCAUACCUGACCUGAGAGGAGGGUGUCUGACUACCACGUUUCUCUUUGACCUGUGGGCUUAACUGGUGAGACUGCUUAGUUCUGCUUACCUUACUGCCAGUUUUGCAGAGAGAGAACGAUCUGGACUCCUGAUCUCUUCCUUGCCUCUUGGUUGUGAAGUCCAUCUUCCAUACCACCAAUCCAACCAGCUCACGGUGCCAGAUCCUGCCUGUUUUCUCUAGAUAGGGUUGCAGCUUUAAACUACCUAGAGGACCUCGAAUUUGAAACCUGGCUGGAGGGCUGGUGCAGCAGCUUACUGGCUGGAUAGCCCUAGGCAUGCACGAUUAUCCUGGACUCCUGUCAGGAUAAAGGGGCACCCGUGGGCAGCUCAGCAAGCAAGCUUAGAAAGGGAACCUCGGGUCUCAGCAAAAGCAGCCUCUCUAGGCCAGAGGCCUUUGCUUCCUUAAAGCAGAAGCCUCGAAGGUUCUAUUAAAGCUGGGUGACAGGUUGCUUUGUGAACAACAAAGACAACAGCCCCCUGGAGAGGCCUGUCUUUAAGCAGUUUAAAAGUCUGCUCUAGGGAAAGAGGAAAUGAAGUCAUCUUUAUGGCGAUGAACACUGUGGUAAUAACCCCUCAUUUCCUCUACUGACUCCAUUUUGUUCUCCCCCUUGAAUCCAAAAACAGAUAGGGGGAAAGACAUUUCCUCCCCAAGGCACUUUAAAAAGUAAUACCUCCGUCUUCCAGGAACCCUGAAAUGAGGAAGGUUGUCCCUGGUGAAGCAGAUACAGCGUGGUUUUGGGGGGGGGGGGGUGUCCCAGAAGCUUUUGAAAGUUUCAUAGGCCUCUGUUUGACAUUGGCUCAAAAGACAUGGAAUUAGCAGGCAAAAAAACCCGACUUUGUCCCCUCCCCCUCUUCUCUGCAGGGGAGGGAUCAGUUCUCAGCUGGCCAGGCCAGUGUCACUGAUACAGCUGGUGUCACUGUUACCUUCCACUAACAUCACUCGACACCUACCCUACCGACCCACAGGUUUGGACCCUUAUUGUCUCAGAACCCCAGGGAAAGCCACAACAUAAGGUGUUGCUGAAACGCAGUGAUCUAAUGAUAAGUGAUCUUGAUAGGAACCCAGGGCCAGAUAGCUCCUCUCAGAGCUUGGUUCUUGCUGCGUGGGCUGAACAAUGCCAACCUGGCCGAUAUGAAUUCAUCACUGGCUGGGAGCUGAGACAGAACAAAGAUGCUAUACAAGAAAAGGAUAUCUGGAGUGGUUCCAAAAUGAGGAGCUAGGGCAGAAUUGGCUCGAGGCCUUGGCCUGGCCGGGGGAUCUGCCUGGCCCUGGAGUUCUGACUGGCUGCACUCCAGUGUGUGUCCCGGACAGCAUCAUGCUGCAGCAGAUCCUGCAAGACAUGUACAUCGACCCAGAGCUUCUGGCUGAGCUCAGUGAUGUGCAAAAGCACAUCCUCUUCUAUAAGAUGCGAGAGGAGCAGCUUCGACGUUGGAGGGAACGGGAGGCAUGGGAUGCCCUGGCUCAGGCAGAGGGCCUCAGGCCGGCAAAGGUCAAGAGAGCGAGCAACAAGCACAUCCAAUGGCUGCUGGGAGCGGAUGGCGAGGUCUGGGUGUGGGUCAUGGGAGAAGGCCCUGGAGACAAGCCCUACGAAGAGAUAUCUGAGGAACUGAUUGCAGAGAGGGCUCGGCUGCAAGCACAGAAAGAGGCCGAAGAGCUCUGGAGACAGAAGGAAGCAGAGAUCACCAAAAAGUUCCGGGAUGCCUUGGCCAAUGAGAAAGCCCGGAUUCUGGCGGAGAAGUGGAAAGUGGAGAUGGAGGACCGCAAGGCUGCUAAAGUCCUGGAGGAACGGAUACAUGAGGAAUUCAAGAGGAAAGAGGAAGAAGAGAGGAGGCGAGGGGAAGAACAGAUUCGACUCCAAGAGGAACAGAGGGCAAAGGAACUCUACUGGACCCUGAAGCAGGCCCAGUUACACUGCCAAGACAGUGAGAACGAGGAGCGUGAAUGGGAAGAACAGCUGCGUAGAUCCAAGGCAGCUGAUGAGGAGAGAAGCCGUCGUGCUCAGCGAGCCCGGGAUGAGUACCGGCGCCACUCACUCCGAGCCAUCCAGAAGGGCACUGUUGCUGGUCUAAGCACCAUGUUCCAAGAACUUGGUCAGAACCAUGAGCAGGAGGCAAGACUCUAUCACCAACUUCCUGGCACCAGGCCACCAUCACCCCUCACAGGACCUGACAGGACCUGGGAGCGACCUCUGCGUCCACUCUCUAGAGAAGUUAUUGUGCGCUGGUUCAAGGAGGAACAGCUGCCUCGCCGAGCUGGCUUUGAAAGGAACACGAAGUCCAUCGCUCCCUGGUUUCAUGGAAUUAUUAGCCGAGAGAAUGCAGAAGACCUUCUGGAGAAUAUGACCGAGGGAGCAUUUUUAGUCCGGGUCAGUGAGAAGAUCUGGGGUUAUACCCUGUCCUACCGCCUGCAGAGAGGUUUCAAACAUUUCCUUGUGGAUGCCUCUGGGGACUUCUACAGCUUUCUGGGAGUGGACCCUAACCGCCAUGCCACCCUAACAGAUCUCAUCGAUUUCCACAAGGAGGAAAUCAUCACCGUUUCAGGGGGAGAGUUGCUACAGGAGCCCUGCGGACAGAGGGAUAGCCCACCAGACUAUCACCUGUUGUUUGAAUGAUUUUUUUCCCUCCUCUUUGGACUCCUUUGAGUAUCCUGAUUUUAAACUGAGCUUAAUAAGGUCCCAACUCAAAGCCUCAUGGCAUUCUGGAAGAUCCACCAUUCUUCAGAUGAACAAUUGUAGUACCGAGCCUCCAGGAUGUGACCUAUGAAAUGUGACUACAUUUGUGAUACUGGUCCCAUUCCAAAGCUCAAGACAGAAACCCCAAAUAACGAUGCAUCUGGAGGCCUGUCUGUCAUGGCUGUGCUAAUCUGAACUCCGAGAGUGAAUGGGUCAUGUUUUAGUAACCCAAGUAAUUCCAGUGCCGAACCUUCCAUUUAAUAUAGAGCCAGUACUCAAUUAAUUAUUUGUUGAGUGAAUGCCCUUCUGAAAAACUCCCAACAUCAAUGACUUCUAGCAAAUUAUUUUCUAUACCACUCCAUAAAGUCAUAGAGAUAACGGAAGCAGGCUUGUGACUAACUUCCAUGUAAGGCAUACAUAUUGCAUCUUUCCUACUGUUCAGGGACUUGUUGAUAUUAUCAUGGGCGUUACCCAAGGUUGCUAUGCUUGGCUUUCAGGACAGAGGAUUAAUGUUGCGCUAGCUGCCUUGUUGAAUCACUUCUACCUCUCUCUUCUAUCUCACAUGUGGCUCUGGUUUUUCAAAUUUGUGGUAAUGAUGUCAUGUGAAUGUGCAGAAUAUCUGGAUGGAUUAUAAAUCCAAGGAUGGUGUUUUGAUACUUGACGAGGCAGGCCUUUGCUGUCUAGAAUGUUCUCUGUGUGCUCUCUACUUAAAGGCUUUAGUAUGUUUCAUUUCAUUUUAUUUUUAUUUCUUCCAUCUGAACAUGUUCUUCAUAUUAAUGAGAAUAACCUCCCAAUAACUUAGUAACUCUCAAGGAUGGAGUCUAUCUUAGGGCUUUACUGAUGCAAAGAGACACCAUGAACAUAACAACUCUUAAAGUAAAACAUUUAAUUGAGGCUGGUUUGUGGUUUCAGAGGUUCAGUCAGUCGUCGCCAUGAUGGGGACCAUGGCACUUUAUAAGCAGACACGGUUUGGGAGAAGAGUUCUACAUCUUGAUCUGAAGGCAACUGGCAGAGAGCCUGUCUUCUAGGCAGCUAGGGGGAGGAUCUCAAGGCCCACCCCUGCCGUGAGGCAACUUCCUCCAGCAAGGCCACAUGUAUUCCAACAAGGCCAUACCUCCCAAUAAUGGAUCAGCAUAUUCAAACCAGCACAGUGUCUAAUGCUAGCACAGUCAUGCCCCCUUAUGAUGAUAGUCAAGGAGAUAGCAGAUGUCACAGCAAGAUUGCAGGUUCUGAAAUCUGGAAGGUUUCAGUUCCAAUCCACACUCUGAAACUUUGUGACAUUAUAAUCCUUAUAGCACUGGGUUUGGCAUUUAUAAAAGAAUAGAUGGACUCUGGAAACACCAGGAAACUGUUUUAUCUGCCUUGAGAGUCGUGUCAUAAGAAGAAUAAGGUGUCUUUGUCCUCCACUCAACCUCUUGGCUCUUGUUUCUUGCAUCCUUGUCCACUUGUACCAUCACCCACCCUCAUGGCUAUUGUUACAGCCAGUUUUGGGAAUGACUCUGCUUUCGUUCGUUCACCAUAUUCUCCAGACUCCUGUGUACAUAUGCCAAUGGUGCUUUGCCACACACACGGUUCUUUGGGGGGAGGAUUUAUUUAGUUAUUAUCCUUUAAACUGUUUUUUCUUUAUUCUUGAGAAUUUCAUACAUCUAUACAAUGAAAAAUUUACUGUUCCCCUUCCCCAUCCUCUUCCCCAAAUCUACCCCAGUGUACUCUCAACAUCAUGUAUUCAUAAAAAAUAGCUCAUAGGUACAAUUAAUGCUGCCAUGUGAGCAUGAGUGUGACCUUUCACUGCACCAUAGAAAUCUUACGAGGGGCCACAUCUCCAAAGAAGAGUGACUCUGUCUUCUCCAGAAAUUACCAACUACCAAUAGCUCUUCAGUAAGGGCUAGGACCAAGAAGCAUCUUUUAUAGUCAGUUUCUUCUAUUAGAGUCCUAACAAGACUUACAUGUAGCAUCUGGUAUGCUCUUAAGUCUUUGAUAACACCCUUCCUCCUUUACUCAGCCCAUGACUGGUUGUAUAAAUUAGAGUUCUAUAAAAUGACCUGUAUUCUGAACUUGUCUUAUUGUUUCCUGUUGUUAUUUCUGUGUUGGCUCUAUUUCAUAUUUCUUGGCUUGAUUUGAUUGAGACUGGAUUUGGGGAAAAAAUACUUUCUUAGUACAUCAUAUCACAGGGAUCCUUGGGACACAUUGGCCCAGAUUUUCUAGACUUGUCAGUGGGUUUAGAAUAUCUCAACCUGAGUACUCCAGUUGUCCUUCUUCACCCUUGUCUUUUGUUUUUGUUUUUUUGAGGUAGAGUCUCAUAACACAGGGUACUCUUAAAUUCCCUAUGUCGAACUUCUGAUCUUCCUGUCUCCACUUCCCAUGUUCUGGGAUUAUAUGUGAGUACCACUAUGCUUGGCUCCCCUUUUGGUCACCCUCUCCCUUUAAGCAAAAAACAUGGCUCUCAUAUAUUUAUCCCCUGUUGCUUCAGUGAAGCCUAGGUCAAUGGGAUGCUCAGGUUGGUCGCUUACUUCUUCCUGCAUCCUCCUGGAUGAGAGACAGCUCUCGAUGUGGCCUCUUAGAAGACAGUCAUGCAAGAUGACAUAGCCAGAUCUACCAACACCCGUGUUGCCACUCAUUCUGUCUUUUCCCUCCCUGGAAAGUUCUUCUGAGAUGCUACUCCAGAGCUUAGUGGCUGUCUUAUUUAGUCUUUACCUCUUGGGAACUCAAUAGGUAAGUGCCUUCCACACAAAUAUGUAUUCUGACCUUUUGUAACUGGAAUCAGGGUCUUCCCUGGAAAUCAUUAGCUUAGGUUUGGUUCUGAGUUCAUGAUCUUGCGUUAGUUUCCUGAGUGCUAGAUGACAGAUGUGUGUCAUCACAACUGGCCACAUUACGGUUUUAUGUAUCAGUUCCAUGGCUUCCCUCCAUCAGCCAGUAUCACCGCAUGAAUGAAAUGAUGUGACGAUGGAAGGAUCUUGCUUUCUGAACUCUAUGAACUCUCAAACCGUAGCCAAAUUCUAUUCUAAUUACAUCUAUUCUACCAGGGCUCAGAAGACCCACUCUUGCUCUGAUUUUUCUCUGUAUUAGUCAUGUGAAUUUGUUCAGGCCUCUCUCACUAAACCUUUCUAUAACCGGGAGUAAGAUUUUUUAAAAAAAUGUGGUCACCAUUAGCUUCUUCCAGCUGAUCAAUUAAGUGACAACUAGGAAAUCUUUGUCCAAAUGAAAGACCUUGCUAUCCACAGCCACACAGUGGCAGAUUCCUGCCAAGCAGUGCUGUGUCAGGGGAUUCCACAAGAUGAUUUCCCACACACUGGAAGAAAGUUCCAAGCAGCAGCUUUGAAAGGAGUCCAGGAUGAGUUGAAAAACCUGACAUCCUGGAUGGUGGUUCCUGUUACCUGCUAAUUAAUAUGUGAGAGAUAACAGCUGAGUUUACCAUCCCUAACCCAUUUAUUUCAUUUUAUUUGGGGCCUGCACUUUCUGUACGUCCCAUAUAUUUUAGGUUUUACCUGGCUUUCAAAUAAAUUUCUUGUAAGUUGUCCUGCAAAUGAAAUUACUGUCUGGAAAACUGCAAUUUCAUCUUGAGAGUUUUAUUAUGCUAAUAAAUGUCAGAAUUCUCAAAUAAAGAAA
Rattus norvegicus (Norway rat) is the source of this 18541-nucleotide messenger RNA. NCBI's taxonomy places the organism in Eukaryota, Metazoa, Chordata, Mammalia, Rodentia, Muridae. The record is from RefSeq and is a predicted model, not a curated record.